Daldinia caldariorum is the source of this 366-nucleotide messenger RNA. RefSeq lists its product as uncharacterized. Bases 1 to 366 code for a protein of 121 amino acids. NCBI's taxonomy places the organism in Eukaryota, Fungi, Ascomycota, Sordariomycetes, Xylariales, Hypoxylaceae. The transcript has 2 exons. The record is from RefSeq and is a predicted model, not a curated record.
AUGGGAAAUAUCUGUGGCAAGUCGGAAAGUGACAACUUCUCCCAGCCAGGCCGCGUCCUCGGUUCCGCCCCGCCUCAGCCGGAGCGCUCCUCGGUCCCGGCUUCGGUCAGCGGUCCGCCCCGGACCUUGGGCGGAAACUCUCAAAAGCCGGUGGACAACAGCAACGCGGAGGAGGCUCGGAGACGAGCUGCCGAAGCUGCCGAGGCAAGGGCAAAUGCUGCAGCCUCAAAAUCUACGGGAAAGCUGGGCACACAGCUGGCUGCACAGAAGAAGCAGACGCGUAAUGAGGUGCUCAAGGAAGUUAGCAAUAAUGAAGUAAGGCAGCGGGACGCUGAUGAGGCAGCAAACGCAAGAAUUCAUAAUUAG